Messenger RNA from Penicillium samsonianum, 2223 nucleotides. RefSeq names its product Zn(II)2Cys6 transcription factor. Gene Ontology annotation, biological process: DNA-templated transcription; regulation of DNA-templated transcription. Gene Ontology annotation, molecular function: DNA-binding transcription factor activity, RNA polymerase II-specific; zinc ion binding; DNA binding. Lineage: Eukaryota; Fungi; Ascomycota; Eurotiomycetes; Eurotiales; Aspergillaceae. The transcript is spliced from 3 exons. The coding region runs from base 1 to 2223 and encodes 740 amino acids. The record is from RefSeq and is a predicted model, not a curated record.
AUGGAGCAAGAGACUAGCCUGUUGCAAAAGUCACUCCGCACAUCGCGAGCAUGUGACAGAUGUCGCCGCCAGAAACUCAAGUGCGACAGCUCACGUCCUUGUGUGCUGUGUGCUCGCGCUGGACAUAAAUGUGAGACAUCCCAGCGCACAGCAAGACGGACUCGCAGACAAAAUCCAGGAGGCAGAGAUCUGCAUGUGAAUUCUGGAGUACACAAAGCAAUCGCACCAGCGACACGCAAAAAUUCUAAUUUUAUCCAUGGCGUUGGAGGAGCCGAUAUACCUUAUGCCACAGAGAGCUCAACAUCAUAUCCGGAACGCUCUCCGAAAGAGCCGCAGUCUGGUGCUAAUGCUUCUGCGAUUGACUUCGCCAGACGAGUCUUCAACGAGGAAGAAGCUGGCCGGACUCUGACAGGUGCAUCAAUCCCUGGUGAUACGGGAGCUCCUACAUUGGACAACUCAUUAUGGCAUUUGACGGAGGUAGAGCUUCCCCCAGAGGCGGUGAUGUUGGCCUUGAUUGACGCCUAUUUCGACCGAAUGCAAUGGUUCAUCUUGCUGUUCCACGAGCCUUCGUUCCGGCAGACUGCACGCAGGAUAAUUUCCCAAACUUCAUGGAGACGCCAAGAUCUCAGUCCUACCAUGGCUGUACUGGCAGUGGCUAUGAUUGGGCUGCAUUCUGUGUUACCAGAUCAGAGAUGGCCUGGACACGAAUUGUUGCGAGAACACUCCGUUGACGGGGAGAAGUUGAUGCACGGUUUGGUCAGUGAGAUACGACGGAAUCUGCUCGACAUCUCAAUCGAUUGUCGAAUUGAAGCUGUCCAGGUUUGUCUCUUGGUGUCCUGCUAUUAUGUUUAUCAUAAUUCGCCGAGUAUUGCCUGGACUGUUUCUGGUAUGGGUGUGAGGUCUGCCUAUGCCCUUCGUCUUUAUACUAAAUCAGCCCAAUGUGAAAAUCCAGUUGUGGAUGAGAUUCGCUCUCGUUGUUGGAAUCAUGCUAUUGUCAGCGACACGUUUGCAUCUAUCGUCUAUGGGCGACCUUCAUCUAUUGACACUGGACUUGUUGCUUUGCAUUCGCUCAGAGAUAUGGAUGACCUAGUCAUUGAUCCACUCCUGCUGAAGAAUGAAUGGAUAUCUGGCGAUGGAAUGCCAACAACGACAGCUAGGUUUUUCACUAUGAAAUCUGAGAUCUACAACAUCAUUCGACACAUUCUUUCGCGGUUUCGUCGUCUUCAAUUAAGAAAAGAGACAAUAGAAGAGGACCUUCUGGCAAUUGCAGAAGCUACACAAGACUCAGAGGAACAAUUAGUCUCCUGGCGGAAAAGGGUUCCUCGGUUGUUCGAUUUCGAGUUUUGGAGCUGCGAAAAUCGCCUCGAGCAGUUCCAACAGCAAAUCAAAGGGUUGCCGCAACGGACUAAAUAUCAAGCUGAAACAAUCAUAUUGCAGGCGGCAACUCUCCAACUGACAUACGAUGGGGCUUUGAUACAAGCCCGUCGACCUUUACUCGAGCAAAAAACCACUAGUUCUUGCUCGCGCUUGGUGGUAGACGCAAUCCACGAGUCAUUGAGAGUGGCUACAGCAGCUGCACUGCGGAUAUCUCGCAUUCCAGUCCUCCGUUUCAAACACCAUUUCGCCGAAUCCUUCGUUUCUCUACAACAAUUUACUGCAGGAGUCAUUCUUUGCAUCCUGCCAACUAGUCAACCGUUUACUACAGCUGCACACGAGGCCAAGGCUGGAAUCAUGCGUAUCAUUCAUGCUAGUGUGGCUUUUGGGCCCCACAAUCGUGUUGCCAAGCAGACUGCACAGCUUCUGACAGAGUUGCUGAAAGUAACUAUCGAGCGAGAGAUGUCCGGUGCCUUGAGAGGGGGACUAGAAACAAAUCUUCCCAGGGAGAUAUCUGAGAGGGGUGCUAUUCCGAGUGUACAACCGGCCCAUAUAGACCAUACUGGGAGUCAUUCGCCACCAUCGCGAGAUGUCCGCGAUCAUCCUCCAAUUCCAACAGCUCACGCACCGCCCCAUUCGAGACAGUCUCCACACAUGUCUCAAGCAAUACAAGACCACAGGGGGGCAAACGACCAACAAGUCCAAGCGCCUAUCGAACCAUCUGACCACCCAUCCGCGAACAUCUUCGAACAACUUGAUGAUACGUUCGGUGCCUUUGGUGAACUCAUGUUCAAUUUGAUACCCGACGACCAAGGUAGGGCUUGGAAUUGGGGACGUACGGUCCCAUAG